CGGCGAGAGCAGAAGCAACAGCAGCGGCGGCGAAGGCUCAGCUUCCGAGUCGCCGCCGAGACCGUGUAAAUCGGGAGCUGCCCCGGCUGCAGGAUGGAGGACGGAUUUUCUAGCUACAGCAGCCUUUAUGACACCUCCUCGCUGCUCCAGUUCUGCAAUGAUGACAGUGCUUCUGCUGCAAGUAGCAUGGAAGUAACUGAUCGAAUUGCUUCUCUGGAGCAGCGGGUCCAGAUGCAAGAUGAUAUCCAGCUGCUCAAGUCAGCUCUGGCCGAUGUAGUGCGACGCUUGAAUAUUACUGAAGAACAACAGGCCAUGUUGAACAGAAAAGGACCUACCAAAGCAAGACUCCCUGUACAAACACUGCCUUUAAGAACUACUGUUAAUAAUGGAACUGUGUUACCAAAGAAAUCAAGUGGCUCUCUACCUUCCCCCUCAGGGGCCAGAAAAGAAAUUGUUUCACCAGCAACUAAAAGAUUAAACAGGUCUGUGAGUCUUCUCAGUGCAUGUAAACUGAAUAAAUCAACUCCAAGCACCAUCAAAAGAACCAGCUCUAGCGAACGAGUAUCUCCAGGUGGCCGAAGGGAAAGCUAUGGAGAUUCCAGGAAUCGUAACCGCACAGGAUCCACCAGCAGCUCUUCUAGUGGUAAAAAGAACAGUGAGAGCAAACCCAAGGAACCAAUUUUCAGUGCAGAGGAGGGCUACGUAAAAAUGUUUCUUCGUGGACGCCCUGUUACCAUGUACAUGCCCAAAGAUCAAGUGGAAUCUUACAAUUUGGAAGCAAAAGUAGAACUACCAACCAAGAGACUUAAACUGGAAUGGGUCUAUGGGUAUAGGGGACGAGAUUGUCGUAACAACCUAUACCUACUUCCAACAGGUGAAACUGUAUAUUUCAUUGCGUCAGUAGUAGUGUUAUACAAUGUUGAAGAACAACUUCAGAGACAUUAUACUGGUCAUAAUGAUGAUGUGAAGUGCCUAGCAGUUCAUCCUGAUAGGAUCACCAUAGCAACAGGCCAAGUUGCAGGUACAUCUAAGGAUGGAAAACAAUUACCCCCACAUGUACGCAUCUGGGAUUCUGUCACAUUGAAUACGCUGCAUGUCAUUGGAAUGGGUUUUUUUGACCGGGCAGUUACCUGUAUUGCUUUCUCUAAAUCUAAUGGAGGAAGCAAUCUUUGUUCAGUAGAUGACUCCAAUGACCAUGUGCUUUCCGUGUGGGAUUGGCAGAAAGAAGAAAAAUUAGCAGAUGUCAAGUGUUCUAAUGAAGCUGUAUUUGCUGCUGAUUUCCACCCCACGGACACCAAUAUUAUUGUUACAUGUGGAAAAUCACAUCUGUAUUUUUGGACAUUAGAAGGAAACUCCCUUAUUAAAAAGCAAGGAUUAUUUGAGAAACAAGAAAAGCCAAAGUUUGUCCUUUGUGUGACCUUCUCUGAAAAUGGUGAUACCAUUACUGGAGAUUCAAGUGGCAACAUCUUAGUUUGGGGAAAAGGUACAAAUCGAAUAAGCUAUGCAGUCCAAGGGGCCCAUGAGGGAGGCAUUUUUGCACUUUGUAUGCUAAGGGAUGGCACACUGGUAUCAGGAGGAGGAAAAGACAGAAAACUCAUCUCUUGGAAUGGAAACUAUCAAAAACUUCAUAAAACAGAGAUUCCAGAACAAUUUGGUCCAAUAAGAACAGUAGCUGAAGGAAAAGGUGAUAUUGUCUUGAUUGGCACUACUAGGAACUUUGUUUUACAAGGCACUCUGUCAGGGGAUUUUAAUCCAAUUACCCAGGGCCACACUGAUGAACUCUGGGGGCUGGCCAUCCAUUCUUCUAAAUCUCAAUUCUUGACAUGUGGGCAUGACAAACAUGUUACACUCUGGGAUGCAAUAAGUCAUCAGCCUAUCUGGAGUAAAAUAAUAGAGGAUCCAGCACAGUCUUCUGGUUUUCAUCCUUCAGGAUCUGUCAUUGCAAUUGGAACACUAACUGGAAGGUGGUUUGUGUUUGACACAGAAACAAAAGAUUUAGUCACAGUACACACAGAUGGAAAUGAACAGCUGUCUGUAAUGCGUUACUCACCAGAUGGAAAUUUCUUGGCAAUAGGUUCACAUGACAACUGCAUCUAUAUAUACGGUGUUUAUGACAAUGGGAGAAAAUAUAGUCGAAUUGGCAAAUGCUCAGGUCAUUCCAGCUUUAUUACUCACUUGGACUGGUCUGUUAAUUCUCAGUAUCUUGUGUCUAACUCAGGGGACUAUGAAAUUCUUUAUUGGGUCCCUUCUGCAUGUAAGCAAGUUGUAAGUGUGGAAACAACCAGAGAUAUAGAAUGGGUUACAUACACCUGUACUUUAGGAUUCCAUGUCUUUGGAGUGUGGCCAGAAGGGUCAGAUGGAACAGAUAUCAAUGCUGUUUGUAGGUCCCACAAGAAAAAACUUUUAUCAACUGGUGAUGACUUUGGCAAAGUACAUCUCUUCUCUUAUCCCUGUUCACAGUUCAGGGCUCCCAGCCAUGUAUAUGGUGGACACAGUAGUCACGUAACUAAUGUAGACUUUCUAUGUGAAGACAGCCAUCUCAUCUCCACAGGUGGAAAAGACACAAGCAUUAUGCAGUGGCGAGUCAUGUAGCAUGGACUGCAGCACUAGCACACGCUGGUAACCGUGUAAAGACGUCCUGUGUGGGCUGCAUAGUGAAGACCCCUGUGUGCGGCUGAGCUUGGUCACUGUGAUUGUUUUGUUUUGUUUUGUUUUUUAAAACUCUUACAAACCUCAGGAAAAUUGUGCCCUCUGCCAGUUACCUUAGCUUAGUGAGUCGAUAUAUGUCACUUUGGGGAAAACAAUUUCUAUUUCUUCUUUUUGUUGUAUGAUAUAUAAAACAAUACAUUAAUAUAAAAAUGACUCCACAGUUUACAAUACAGUGAUAACAGCAAAAGUAACUGGUAAAUACUUAGUAACUUUUCUAUAUCCUACAAAAAUGGUCACAGAAUGCCUUUUAAAAUAGUUUAUCUAUAGAAAUGUGUAUGUUCUUUACUGAUUCACCAUCUACACUACAUAGAUCUGCCUGUUUCAAAUAUUUAUGGUAAUACUGAGGUAUUGAAUUGUGGCUGUUGUUGAUUAACUUGUUUGAAAAGAAUAAGCCAACUUAGAAGUUACCAAGUGACUGACUAGUAGAGUUGAAUGCAGGCAUACCACACAGAAUAGAAUUAAGUGGUUCCUCCAAAACAGGACACUAGGCAAAACGUUACACAGGGAAUGGGUUGCAUGGAAAUAAUCCACAAUGAGGCAGAGGUGCCAUGUUGCAAUAGUAUUGUGACAUUAUGGUGGGGUUUUGUUAUAAUGUACUAAUGGACAUAAUUAUGAAACAUUGACCUUGGGGUGACAUUAGUUGUGCUAUGCCUUUAUUUACUUUUAUUUGGUUGCGUUCUUUAAGGUAUGGCAUUAAAGUCUCCUGGAUUGGGAGAACAGGAAGAGAUGAUGGGAUCGUUUCUCUUUUUUGUUAAGCAAAUUCUAUUCCAAAUUAAUUUAAAUAUAUCAGCAGGGUAUGCAAGUAUAUAACUGAUUCCUAUAAAUUGUACUGCCUAACCAAACUAAAGCCAACCUUUUAACAUGCAUAUAAAUCAUAUGUUCUGUGUAACCAACCACCGCCCAUUAAUGGUUGAGACAUGUAACCACCAUAAUCUGUGUAUCAGUUGGCAUGAAAUGGCAUUGUACUUGCAUAGGACUUUAGCAAUUCAUGAUAAAUGGCUAAGGCUAGGCUCUACUUUUUUAUGCUUACGGAUAUUGUAUAUUUGUAUUUUAAGACCAAGUAGAUCAAGUGAAAAAGAUCUCUUUUUAAGUGUAUCAUAAAGCUAUAGAGGAAAAUGGAAGUCUUGAAAGGCUACAUGAAAUAUUAAUGUGCAACUUCUGGUCCCUGUCUUUUGUGCAUGGGUGGAUAUUUAUAGUAUGAAAAAAGAUUGUGGUUUGUAAUGAUGUAAUAAUGGAGUUGGCAUAAAUUGUCAAGAAGGCCUUAUCAAUUUUGAUUGUGUGACACAGAUUGAAAUUUAUUGUUUACAUUGGGGAAUGUAUCUAAGAUUUUAAAAUAGAAGAGUAAUUAGCAGACUCUUAAAAGAUAAUAUUAAAAUUUUUGCUUGUUCCAGACAAGUAAAUGUGUUGAAUUCUUUGAUCUCUCCAGCACUGGUUUUUUAGAGUGGUUGAUGAAACACACAAAGAAUACAUACAUUUGGAAGCAUUUUUUAUUAUUACAUCUCUGGCCUGCUAUAUUGAAAGUGCAGGUCACCAAUAAACAUAUGCAUCAAAAAGGAA
Molecule: messenger RNA, 4266 nt
Organism: Phascolarctos cinereus (koala)
Lineage: Eukaryota; Metazoa; Chordata; Mammalia; Diprotodontia; Phascolarctidae
Source: RefSeq, a predicted model, not a curated record